AGCGUGGCAGCUGGCAGUAGUUCCGUCAGAGCGGACAUCUUGUGGCUGUGUCGUGCGCGUGAGCCCCGUAGGGCUGGGGAGGCACCAGCUGCCGCGCGGGGAGGAGGCCGAGGCCCCUCUGUACGCGUGGGUGUGAACGGCUAGGGGAAGGGAAGGGAGGCUGGCCCACUGGCCGGCGGGGCGCCUGUGUCUGGCGGAGCCGGUGUGUGAAGAAGAGACAAUCCUUCCCCGGCGCCUGGAUAAUCAAGAGUUCUGGUCGGACCUUUGAACACACACCGAGAAAGCGAGGAGCCAGACGAAAAGCACAGACUAUGGCGCUGAAACGGAUUAAUAAGGAACUUAGCGAUUUGGCCCGUGACCCUCCAGCACAAUGUUCUGCAGGUCCAGUUGGGGAUGAUAUGUUUCAUUGGCAAGCCACAAUUAUGGGACCUAAUGACAGCCCAUAUCAAGGCGGUGUAUUCUUUUUGACAAUUCAUUUUCCUACAGACUACCCCUUCAAACCACCUAAGGUUGCAUUUACAACAAGAAUCUAUCAUCCAAAUAUUAACAGUAAUGGCAGCAUUUGUCUCGAUAUUCUAAGAUCACAGUGGUCUCCUGCUUUAACUAUUUCUAAAGUUCUUUUAUCCAUUUGUUCAUUGCUAUGUGAUCCAAACCCCGAUGACCCCCUAGUGCCAGAGAUUGCACGGAUUUAUAAAACAGACAGAGAUAAGUACAAUAGGUUAGCAAGAGAGUGGACAGAGAAAUACGCUAUGUUGUAGGAUACAACAGAAUAUCUCGGGAAUGGACUCAGAAGUAUGCCAUGUGAUGCUACCUUAAAGUCAGAAUAACCUGCAUUAUAGCUGGAAUAAACUUUAAAUUACUGUUCCUUUUUGAUUUUCUUAUCCGGCUGCUCCCCUAUCAGACCUCAUCUUUUUUAAUUUUAUUUUUUGUUUACCUCCCUCCAUUCAUUCACAUGCUCAUCUGAGAAGACUUAAGUUCUUCCAGCUUUGGACAAUAACUGCUUUUAGAAACUGUAAAGUAGUUACAAGAGAACAGUUGCCCAAGAUUCAGAAUUUUUUAAAAAAUGGAGCAUGUGUAUUAUGUGGCCAAUGUCUUCACUCUAACUUGGUUAUGAGACUAAAACCAUUCCUCACUGCUCUAACAUGCUGAAGAAAUCAUCUGAGGGGGGGAGGGAGAUGGAUGCUCACUUAUCACAUCAAAGGAAGCAGCAUUAUUCUAGCAGCAUCCAUUCUUGUUUAAUCCUUCCACUGUUAGAGAUUUGAGGUUACCUGAUAUACUUUAUGCUCAUAACUGAUGUGGCUGGAGAAUUGGUAUUGAAUUUAUAGCAUCAGCAGAACAGAAAAUGUGAUGUAUUUUAUGCAUGUCAAUAAAGGAAUGACCUGUUCUUGUUCUACAGAGAAUGGAAAUUGGAAGUCAAACACCCUUUGUAUUCCAAAAUAGGGUCUCAAACAUUUUGUAAUUUUCAUUUAAAUUCUUAGGAGGCUUGGAGCUAUUAGUUAAUCUAUCUUCCAAUACACUGUUUAAUAUAGCACUGAAUAAAUGAUGCAAGUUGUCAAUGGAUGAGUGAUCAACUAAUAGCUCUGCUAGUAAUUGAUUUAUUUUUCUUCAAUAAAGUUGCAUAAACCAAUGAGUUAGCUGCCUGGAUUAAUCAGUAUGGGAAACAAUCUUUUGUAAAUGCAAAGCUGUUUUUGUAUAUACUGUUGGGAUUUGCUUCAUUGUUUGACAUCAAAUAAUGAUGUGAAAAGUUCAGAGUGAAUAUUUUGCCAUGUUCAGUUGAAGUGCACAGUCUGUUACAGGUUGACACAUUGCUUGACCUGACUUAUGCAGAAUUAAUAAGCUAUUUGUAUAGUGUAGCUUUAAUAUGCUGCACAUGAUACUUGCAGCCCUGGAGUUUAUAGAUGGACUUGGGACCCAGCAGUUUUGAAAUGUGUAUACGGAGUUUAAUGGAGUUUAAAAAAUUUAUUUUCCAGGUGCAGCCCCCCUCUCCGUCUAACUAAAAUUUCUCUUCACCUUGUACACUUGACAGCUGAAAAAAACAUAACAUGGGAGUAAUAAUGGGUCAAAAUUUACACAAUAAAGUACUGUUUUGGUGUGGGAGUUGUCAUGAGGCUGUGUUGAAGUGACUUAACUGUGGGAUAUUGAGUAUCCAUUGAAAUGGAUUUGUUCAGCCAUUUACAUUAAUGAGCAUUUAAAUGCAACAGAUAUCAUUUCAGGUGACUUAACAUGAAUGAAUAAAAGUCAAUGCUAUUGGAUUA
Messenger RNA from Cynocephalus volans (Philippine flying lemur), 2255 nucleotides. It is a transcript of the gene UBE2D3, whose product is annotated as ubiquitin conjugating enzyme E2 D3. The coding region runs from base 312 to 758 and encodes 148 amino acids. The record is from RefSeq and is a predicted model, not a curated record. Gene Ontology annotation, biological process: protein polyubiquitination. NCBI's taxonomy places the organism in Eukaryota, Metazoa, Chordata, Mammalia, Dermoptera, Cynocephalidae. Gene Ontology annotation, molecular function: ubiquitin conjugating enzyme activity. Gene Ontology annotation, cellular component: nucleus. The transcript has 9 exons.